Astyanax mexicanus (Mexican tetra) is the source of this 4112-nucleotide messenger RNA. RefSeq names its product Rho GTPase activating protein 17a (gene arhgap17a). Lineage: Eukaryota; Metazoa; Chordata; Actinopteri; Characiformes; Acestrorhamphidae. Gene Ontology annotation, molecular function: GTPase activator activity; protein binding. Gene Ontology annotation, cellular component: cytoplasm; cytosol; intracellular anatomical structure. The record is from RefSeq and is a predicted model, not a curated record. The coding region runs from base 430 to 2964 and encodes 844 amino acids. The transcript is spliced from 20 exons. Gene Ontology annotation, biological process: regulation of Rac protein signal transduction; signal transduction; regulation of actin cytoskeleton organization.
UGGAAUCAGUCAGUAAGCAGCAGCAGCUCAUCAGCAGGAGCGAGUGAUGAAGAGGCGCUUCAACAGCUGAUGUGUCAACUUUUCUUUCUCAUUUCACUCAUUCGCACAAGAUGGGACACGCGUACUGGCACUGGCUGCGCUAGAAGAGACGACGUGCGGCAUGAGAGCUGUGCGACCUCUCACAAAAGCUGUUUUUUACUCGGUUUUUCACCGUUUUUCCCUUUUUCAUUUAACACCGCGCUGCUAGCUUAGCUCGCUAGCUAACCAGCCAGCCAGCCAGCUAACGUUACUUGAGCGAGCUAAUCAUCUGCCGGCUACAUUACCAGCUAAACUUCAUGAUGAUUCAACGGGUUUUCGGCUAAUGACUUUACUGGAAGGACUCUACUAUCACUUUCCCGAUUUUUGGACGUGCUGGACUACGACACAAACAUGAAGAAACAGUUUAAUCGGAUGAAACAACUCGCCAACCAGACAGUUGGCAGGGCGGAGAAAACAGAAGUCCUCAGUGAUGACCUGUUACAGAUUGAGCGCCGUAUGGAGCUGGUGCGAGUCGUUUCCCACAACACACAUAAGAGACUGGUCACAUGUCUGCAGGGGCACAUCGGCACAGAUGCUGAGAAGAGACAUAAAAAGCUUCCGCUAACAGCUUUGUCGCAGGCCAUGCAAGAUGGGGGAAGUCAGCUUGGGGAAGAGUCUCUAAUUGGGAAAAUGAUGGACCUGUGCGGGGAAGCGGAGAACAAAUUGGCAUCAGAGCUGAUGCAGCACGAAAUGCAGAUUGAGAAGGACAUUUUAGACCCACUCAAUCUGUUAGCUGAGGUGGAAAUCCCCAACAUAUUAAAACAGAGGAGACAGCUGGCCAAACUGGUGCUGGACUAUGAUUCUGCUCGAGGAAGGUGGUUGCAGGCGACCAAGUCUAUAAUCUCGGGAACAAACACACAAGCACUGACAGCCAAGGCAGACUCGCUUAAAGAAGAGAUGGAUGAGGCAAUGAACAAAAUGGAACUGUGCAAGGAUCAACUCUCUGCCGACAUGUACAAUUUCUUUUCAAAAGAAGGGGAUUAUGCCCGCUACUAUGUAAUGUUAUUGGAGGCCCAAGCAGAUUACCACAGAAAGUCUCUCAGCGUGCUAGAAAGUGUCCUGCCGACCGUUCAGGCACAGCAAGACUCAUGGACAGAGAAGCCAGCGUUUGGAACAGGUCUGGAUGAACACCUGAAGCGCAGCAGCAGGGAGAUAGCACUUCCCAUAGAGGCCUGUGUAAUGAUGCUGCUGGAGACUGGCAUGAAGGAAGAGGGUCUUUUCCGAAUAGCUGCUGGAGCCUCCAAACUGAAGAAGCUGAAGGCAGCACUGGACUGCUCCACCUCUCAGCUAGAAGAGUUCUACUCUGACCCGCACGCUGUUGCUGGGGCUUUGAAGUCCUACCUAAGGGAACUACCGGAACCUCUUAUGACCUAUCAGCUGUAUGAUGAGUGGAUUCAGGCAUCCAAUGUGUCAGACCCAGAUAAAAGGUUACAAGAAUUGUGGUUGGUCUGUGAUCAAUUACCAAAGAACAACAAAGCCAACUUCAGAUAUCUUGUUAAGUUCCUUGCUAAGCUAGCUCAAGACAGUGAGACAAACAAGAUGACCCCCAGCAACAUUGCUAUUGUUUUAGGACCAAAUCUGCUAUGGGCCAAAACAGAGGGAACCUUAGCAGAGAUGGCUGCUGCUACCUCUGUUCAUGUGGUCACUAUCAUUGAACCCAUCAUUCAACAUGCAGACUGGUUUUUCCCUGAAGAUGUGGAGUUCAAUGUAUCAGGCAUGUUUUCAAUGCCGACGCCCAUGAUGAACCAUGUCAACCACCUGACCGUUUCUGAUUAUGACCCGGGCACAGUAGAGAGGAAGAGGCCUAAUAGUAUGGUGGGACCAGAUGCUGACAUAUCUAAACGAGACAGCUCUGCUAACAAAUUAAUGGACCACAAUCCACGUAGAGGCAGUACAUUAACUAGAAAGCAGCACGCUUCGCCUGCAUUCCAGCCGCCACUGCCCCCGGUGGAGGCUGCAGGCACUGCAGGAGGCCAGCCUGUUGCUGAACUCCUGCUGCAGCAGCCUACACCGGCAGGCCUGGGCAUGGAGGUUUGCCAGCCUAGCUUGGCGCUGGGGAUGGCUGCCUUAGCAGCAGCACAGCAGCUUCUAGCUCAACACACUGAGGAAAUCAGUUCAAAGUCACGUGAAUCGGCGGUCACGCCUCCAGCUCAGAGAAAUGGUAGCGGAGGCUCAACACAGCUGAGUGUAGUGCCCCCGGUGGCAGGAUCAUCGGGGCCCAGCCCCCACAUGGCACGAAGAGGUGGCAAGAAGCCAGCUCCUGCUCCACCUAAACCACCUUCAGGUCCACUAAGCACCCAGACAACUCCAUAUCCUUCCUCUGGAACCUCUCAGUCCCUUUCUCCAUCUCCUAGACCUCUCUCUACUCCUCCUCCAACCAGUCUGAGUCCCACUCAAGUAGCAGUCCAAACCACGACAACUCCUCGCCGCCACUCAAGCAAUCUGCCUCCCAUCCAAGCACCCAGUCAUCCGCCCCCUGAGCCCCCUACCCAGGUCACUCCACCUCUCCAGCCCAAAGUCCUAGAGCAAAUGGUGGGAGUAGAGCCAACAGAAGACCCCUCGCCACCCAGCACUCCGACUCCCCCAAACACGCCUCCACCAAUGGUCAUUUCUUCUGAAAGCACCAGCGCUCCCUCCCAGUAUCACACUGGCUCUCUGCCGCGACCUCGACCUGUGCCUAAACCACGCAACAGACCCACCGUUCCCCCUCCACCACAGCCUCAGAACCCUGGAAAUGACACCAAUGGAAUCUGCAGCCCUGCCUACAAAAUGUUGGAUGCCGGGAUGCCGUUUGGUCGAGGAUUUGUUCGAGACCUUCCCUCUGACCACCAGACAGUCACCCAGCUAAAGGAUGCUGACCUGGACUCAGAAAGCACCAUCCUGUAAAGAAGCCCAAAACUUAUCCACAACGCUGCUCUUGCCCACUUACCAAAGUGCUCAUCAACUUUGCUGCAUUUUCCAAAAGAUCUGACCUGUCAGUCAGCAAAACAGAAGGAACAAUGAGACGGAAUCAUGACACAGCAGGAAGCUGUUGAAGUUUGUUUUCCAGAUUUAAUUUAAGAAUUAGAAGUGGGGAAUUAGGAGACCGGAUGAAUGAUGUGUUCAAGACAGAGAAAAGACUGGUUUGAGGUACUUGUUGGUUUGUCUUAAGUGGCCUUGGUUAAAAAACAAAAGUAUAAACUAAAUUGGAAUCUGCAAUUGGUGAUAGUAGGCCUAAGUAGAAACCGUAUACUGUGGCUUUAAAUGUAGCCAGUGACUGCUGGUUUCCAGUCAUCUAAUUUUUUCUAUGGAAACUGUCCUACAUCUCAGUAUGUCUAUUUCCAUCCACACAUUCCUUAGGGCUUAAUCCAAUACUUCAACUGUGCUGUGUCUUUUUUUUUCCUUUAAACAAAGCCUUAUUAUGCCUAUUGUGAUUUAGUAGAAUUACAUGCAAUAUAUUACAUGCAGUAUAAGGUGUACACAUGCCACAAGGUUAGUAUUCUGCCUUUAGAACUCAUGUUCAUGGUUAUCCGUAUCCUGGGGCAUUUACACAGGAUCUGCCCUUGAUAAUUUAUUUCGCUGUCUCCACCUAACAGUAAAACUGUAUAAGAAUAUUGAGACAUACAUUCAAAACUCAACAUUGUGCUGUUUAAGAAACGUUUAAUCUGGAAAAAAAUGAAUAAAUAAACUGACAAAGAGCCAGACAGUCUGUGACUUGUAGGUCAGGAGGUCAACAACAUGUUAAAUUUAUUCUUACCGAAUAUUUUACUCAUGUUCCCAAAAGAUAAAAAAAGAUCUUGAAUGGUAGCAAGUGGCACAUAAAUAUGAGAUGAUGACACUAAGGACAUUCUUUAUAGCCUGUAUACUGACUCACUGGCCUUGCCUUUACCUUGCUGCCUUACCUUUUCAUAAAAUGAACUGAAACUAUAAAUGUUUAUGGUUCAUUUAAAGCUCAGAAGCUUUACAACAAAAACGUUUGAACUUAACCAAUUUAGAAAAGUAAAAUGCUUCUUAUUACUGCUUCUGAAUGAUUUAAUAAAAGCACAGUGACAACU